Molecule: messenger RNA, 2549 nt
Organism: Triticum urartu
Lineage: Eukaryota; Viridiplantae; Streptophyta; Magnoliopsida; Poales; Poaceae
Source: RefSeq, a predicted model, not a curated record
UUUUUUUGAUGAGAAGGAUUAGGGCAAAUCCAACGGUGCCUCUCGAGUAUCUCUCCUGUAUCGCAUAUGGAGACGCUUGUAAAAGGAUUUUCCCUUGAAUUUUCUUCAACUCCAGCAGCUCUCCUUCAACAUUGUGCCAUGGUUAAGAUCGAAUUAGAUUGAGCGUUCAAAAGAGUUCGCUGUGGCUACAGGCUUACAGGCUUUGGUGCAUCAGGGAUUGGGAUUACCACCAUUGCCAAACAACCUCACGGGCAAAUCCUAAUCCAAAGCCCAUACCCUCACACACCGCGUGGCGACGUGGAUGAGGACAUGAGGUACAUCGGGAAUAGCCGGUCUGUAGAGUGAAGACUCCCAGUCCCAGCUGCGCGUGUAACCCUAGUCCGGUACUCCUCCCCCCUCCCCUGCCCUGGAUUCCCAAUCCCAAUCCCAUCUGCCCCCGCCGCCCCGCCCCCGCCCCCGCCGUCUCUCCGAGCCACCGCCUGCUCCGCCGCCCGUCAGAUUACCUCUCCGGUCUCCGCUCGCACCCUAGAGCUCGCCGUCACAUCUCAUCUCAUUGCGGCGCGCAAUCCGUCCUCCACCUACGGUGAUGGAUCAGGGCGAGGGCUCCGCUAGGAUCGUGCGAGGCAGAGGCAGGAACAAGAGGAAGUGGACAAUGGACGAGGACGAGGAGCUGGUCAGGGCCCUCUGCGAGGUGUCCACCGACCCCAGGUUCAGGGCCGAAGGAGGGGGCUUCAAGAACUGCUACACCCAGGGGAUAGAGAGCCUGCUCGCGCAGCGGCUGCCCGGCCGCGGCAUAAAAGCCAGCCCUCACAUCGACUCCCGGCUCAAGGUGCUCAAGCGCAAGUUCCACGCGAUCAAGGAGAUGCUCGCGUCGCCGGGGUUCUCCUGGGACGGCUCCAGGAAGGUCUUCCGGUGCGAGAAGCAGCGAUACGACGAGUACUGCAAAGAUAAUCCUAGAGCCAGGGGGAUGUACGGUGUUCCAUUUCCGCAUUUCGAUGUAUUUGAUGCGGUGUAUGGCAAGGAUAGAGCCGCUAGGGAAGUGGUGGAAGUGUCCGAGGAAGUAACCGCCGACAUGGAGAAUGGGAAUACGAGUGAAGCGGAGGAAGAUCGGACGUCCAAUGGACCGUCCGGCCGAUCCUUGGAUGCUACAUCAACCUAUAAAAAACAGGAGAGAUGUAAGAAUGGCGGUAAAAGGAAGAGGACUGAAUCAAAUUGCCUGUCUCCAGACACGUUGAAGGAUGUGCGUGGUCACUAUCAACGCGCCAGCCAGCAUGUCGACACGAUGGCAGAAGCGAUGGAGCUGUUCAAGGAUGUGCACCGUCACUUCCAGAGUGUUGUUCAGCAUGCCGGUGCAAUGGCAGCGGCAAUGGAGGCGUUCAAGGAUGCACACGAUCAGUUUCAGAGUGUUGUUCAGAAUGUGAGCACCGCCGCAACAGCCAUGGAGCAGUUCAAGGAUGCACAUGAUCAGUUUCGAAGUAUCACCCAGAAUGGCAGCGCAACUGAAGCAGUUAUUGAGCCUCAUGCUGAUCUGCGAGAAAGAUUGUCGCCUGAGGUGCCCCAACAGGAUGCCAGGGUAAGAGCCAUUGCCGAGAUGCAAAAGCUUGGGUUUACCGGAAGCGAAGUGGUCAGCGCUGCGAGUGUUUUCGCAAAGGAACCGGACCAAAUGGGCAUGUUUUUAGCACUCCCCGAAAUCUACAGGAGGGAGUACAUACUCAAGAUGCUCAAUGGUGGGCAAUCUCUCCAUUUUUAGCUUAAAGCGACAUGGGAGGAGAGAAGCUCUAGAAGUUCUAAUUCAGCCUAGUUGCAGCAAUGGCAGUUGAAAUUUUGGUACUAGUACAUUUGUAAAUGGUUAUAUAUCUAGCGUCCCUCUGAAGUGUUCUAAUGCGCUGUGUUAGUGAGAGUAGCCUUGGCAUUCCUUUCCUUGCACCGGACUCGGUGGAAAAUUGUACGGCCAAAGGGUAAUGGGCAACCUGUCCGAUUCCAACAGCAUUCCGAACGACUCUGACGUCACAUUCUGAGCAAAACAACAGCCACCUAAAACUGUGGUUCGUCAGACACGUAGCGAGGAAAUGAAAUGGUUUACAAUGGAGCCCAAGAAAAUUACUCUCUCUUUCUAAAAAGAACUGUUCAGUAUCCUGAUGUUUUUCUUUUAGGAAGUCAUACUGGUAGCUUGAGCUAAUUGUGUCACUUGCUUUGUCAAGAAAGUUCACACAAUGCCGCUAGAAAACAACAAAGCCUUGCAAUAUAUAAGCUCGAUGAUCUCAAGUUACUCAAUAUAUUUUGAGAUGCAACUAAUCAGGAUUUCAACCUCAAACUGUGUAGGAACUUGCUAAAUACCAUACAAACAAACUGGUGAAUUCACACAGGCAAGAAAUUAUGUCAUGAAUGCGCGCAUGGAGAGCACAAAAGGCAUCAGUUGAAAGGAAACCGUAGAAAAAAAACGUCGCAAUUAACUGAAAGGAUAAUGAUGCCGAUGUUAUAGAAUCAUCAUUGCCAGUUUAACAUCAAUUUGCUGACAUCAAAUAUCCACAAAUACCAACAAAAGGGAA